Messenger RNA from Beauveria bassiana ARSEF 2860, 813 nucleotides. Its product is annotated as basic region leucine zipper. The coding region runs from base 1 to 813 and encodes 270 amino acids. The record is from RefSeq and is a predicted model, not a curated record. Gene Ontology annotation, biological process: regulation of transcription by RNA polymerase II. NCBI's taxonomy places the organism in Eukaryota, Fungi, Ascomycota, Sordariomycetes, Hypocreales, Cordycipitaceae. Gene Ontology annotation, molecular function: DNA-binding transcription activator activity, RNA polymerase II-specific; RNA polymerase II transcription regulatory region sequence-specific DNA binding. Gene Ontology annotation, cellular component: nucleus. The transcript has 2 exons.
AUGUCCAACUAUAAUGGCCGACACGGCCCCAAUGUGGCAAACUACCUCCGCGACCUCAACACCAUUUCUCCUCAGGAGGGCUCCGUCGACGAAAACUUCAACAUUGAGGGCGACCUUGCUCUCUUCACAAACACCGAGUUUUUCGAUUUCGAGACAGGGCAAAACACCGACUUCCAGGCCCAGCCUGUUAAAGAGGCUACCCAUUCGACACCCUCGUCUGAUGAUGUGAGCGCUGCUCCCUCUGUCAUGGGCGACAUGCCCAACUUGGAUUUCAUCUCCAAUGACUUUGCCUUCAACGAGUUCAACAACACAUAUGCGCCCCAGAUGAACACCUUUGCCGAAGCCAACCACAACUUCCAGCCUCUGCAGCCCAACCAUGGCGCCCAGAUGCCUCACCCGAACGCCCAGUACCACGCUGCCGCUUCCCGCGCUGCGGAGGUCAAGCAUAAGGGUGAGCCCAUUGCCCCCCAGACACAGGCCCUGCACUUUGAGGAGGCCUCACGCGUUGCUGCCGAGGAGGACAAGCGCCGCCGCAACACGGCCGCUAGUGCCCGCUUCCGCAUCAAGAAGAAGCAGCGCGAGCAGGCCCUCGAAAAGUCGGCCAAGGAAAUGCAGACCAAGAUGUCGGACCUCGAGAACAAGGUUUCGCAACUUGAGACGGAGAACAAGUGGCUGAAGAACCUGCUCGUUGAAAAGAAUGAGGGCAACGAGGAUAUCUCAACUCUGUGGAAAGAGUUUACCAAGCAAGCCGGCAGCAAGCUCAACAAAGCCGCCCAGUCGAGUAGCGCCGUCGCCGCCAAGGAGGAACGGUAG